This is a messenger RNA of Komagataella phaffii GS115, 2676 nucleotides long. Its product is annotated as Component of CORVET tethering complex. Gene Ontology annotation, cellular component: endosome; HOPS complex. Gene Ontology annotation, biological process: vacuole organization; organelle fusion; endosome organization. The transcript has a single exon. Bases 1 to 2676 code for a protein of 891 amino acids. NCBI's taxonomy places the organism in Eukaryota, Fungi, Ascomycota, Pichiomycetes, Pichiales, Pichiaceae. Gene Ontology annotation, molecular function: metal ion binding; protein-macromolecule adaptor activity. The record is from RefSeq and is a predicted model, not a curated record.
AUGGACCUAUCAAUAGAAGAAGUUCAACUAGAAUUCCACAUCAAGGGAAAAACAGUUGACCUUCAAGUCAACAGUAACAUUCUUGAUCUGGUUUUGGAGAAUGGUACCAUUUACACAAUUGACUUGAGUAGGCCCGAAAACGUCUCAACUAUACAAUUACCGAUAAGUGCAGGUACCCAAGUUGUCGGCUCGUUUAGUGACUAUAAGGGCUGCCAUCUAAUUGUCAAAACCAAGAGUCUGGACUACUUUUAUGUGAACAGGAAAUCCAAAAGUGCAAUCUCAUUGAAAAAGCUCAAGAAUUUAGAUCUUAUUGGCAUUAAGUUUAGUGAUGAACUGGUAGGCCAUUCGACGACAGGGCCGUUUCUUGUCUUUGAUGAACAAAAUGUCUAUGAGACCUGCAUCAACCUGAAUUCCAAUAAAAUAGAAAGGUAUUUCAAAAAUGUGCAUCACGACAAGUCCAUCGUUGAUGUGUUCUGGACGUUAAAGAACGCCGUAGAUUUGGAUAUCAUCAUAUUUACAAAGACAGGGAUAUCAACCUACAAAGAUAAGUUAGAAAAAAUUCAUCACAAUUCGUCCAAUUUUGUCAGCGUGUUCAAAAAAAAUAUUGGAUUUGAAGAGCUUUCCAUCAGGAAGGUAUAUACCGAUGAUAAAACAUAUGCGAUCUUGACAGAUCUGGGAUUCCAAUUGGAAAACGUAAAAGUUUCAUUACCGUCAAAUGUAAAAGCAUCCGACAUCAAAUCGUUUUCUUUGACCAAGUAUCACGUUCUAGUCAUGACUAAGCACAACGAUAUUAUACUGAUCAAUAGUUUGAAUUCAACUAUUAGUGCGAGACAAUCCGCUCCCGAGGCGGUAAGAUUAUCAACUGAUAGCUACUCUUCCAGUUAUUGGCAGUUCAAUGAAGACUCCAUUUAUGAAAUCAUCAUUAACAACGAGGCGAAGGAUAUUUGGAGGAUUCUACUUGCUCAAAAAAAGUUCGAUGAAGCACUAGAUAUGGUCUCCAACGAUAAGUUGAACAGAGACUUGAUUCUUAUAGAGAAAGGAAAAAACCACUUGGAGCUGAAGAAAUACUCAGAAGGUGCUAAAAUUUUAGCCAUGACUUCCUAUAAUUUUGAGACCAUCACCUUACAACUCCUGGAACUCAAGGAGUACGACAGUUUACUACUAUACUUAACUACCAAAUUGGAGUCAUUUCCGACAAAGAAGUUUCAAAUGCAAAAAGUCAUAUUAAGUUGUUCAUGCAUAAAGUUGCUUAUUCAGAUGCUUUCAGAUAAAUCUUUAUCCGAGGAAGAAUCGAAGAACAUUCACACCAAGUUUCAGUCUUUUGUCAACAAGUUCAAAGAUUCAUUGGAUAAGGAAACUGUUUACCAGCUAUUGAUACCUCACAACUUGAACGAGGAUCUCUUGUAUUUUGCCAAUUUGAUCAAAGAUUAUGAUUUCGUAUUGGGUUACUAUGUGGGCCUUUCGAAAUGGAAGGAUGCCAUUAAGAUAAUUGCUAUCCAAAAUGAUCCAGUUAUUGUAUACAAAUAUGCCACUGUCCUGCUUUUGAACGAACCAAAUGAGACUAUUAACACGUGGAUGAAAAUGAUUGAAAACUUGGACAUUCACAAGCUAAUUCCUUCCUUAUUGACAUACAACAGAUCAGUCUCGAAGAGAAUUGAUAUAUCAAAUAAUCAAGCAAUCAGGUUCUUGAGCUAUUUUAUUCGGUUCACAGGAAGCCCUGAUAAUGUGGUUCAUAACACAUUCCUCACAAUGAUUAUUUCUUAUCCAAAUUCUGACGAAACAUUAUCUUUGAAAUAUCUCGAGGAUAACGUGCAUCCAGAUGGCAAGAUCUCCAUUUACUUCGACGCAGAUUUGAUACUAAGACUAUGCAACAGGUUUAAACGCAUUGAGAGCAUGGUCCAGUUGUAUUCUAUGUUGGAUCAAUAUCAAAAUGCAAUCCAACUGGCUUUAGACAAUGACUUACUAUGGAAAUCUACUCAGAUAGCUGAGAAACAGGAUAUUGAUGAUAAGCUAAGGAAGAAACUAUGGCUCCAAAUUAGUCGCAAGAUGAUAUUCAACAUUAUUAGUAAUAGAAAGUUCCAGACAGACUUGAUCACCUACGAUACGGACGAGAUAGGAGAGAAGAUCAAAAAGACGUUGAGCUUCUUGUUAGGCAAGUGUGAUAUGUUGACGAUUAAAGAUCUUUUACCAUUAUUUCCCGAUUUCGUUGUAAUUGACAAUUUCAAGAAGGAGAUUGUGCAAUCGUUGGAGGACUAUUCCAAAGAGAUGAAGCUAUUAUCUCAAGAAAUGGACGAAUCAGCUGAUAUUUCCGAAACCAUCAAGAAAGAGUUGGCGGAGUUUAAGAAUGACAGUUUCCAGAUUAUAGAGCCUAAAGAGUCUUGUUCGGUGUGCAACCGCAUACUGAUUACCAGGAAAUUCAUGAUCUUCCCUUGCGGUCACUCGUUCCACCAGGAUUGUCUGGUAGCUUCUAUAUUGGAGAGCAACGACUACAAAUUGAAGAGUCAGAUUAGUAGUAUUGAGAAACGGAUGAGCUCAAAGAGAGAGAGCAGGGCUGAAUUGAGAGAGGAGAUCGACAAGCUUCUAAGCGGGAAAUGCUGUCUGUGCAGUGAUCUCAAGAUUAAUAGCAUUGAAGAUCCAUUUAUAAGUGUAUCCGAUAAAGAUGAUUGGCAGUUGUAG